AUGGCAGUGGCGGUAUCAGGCAACUUGUGUACCUGCCUCUUCCGGUACCUCGUCCUGGCCUUCUUGGCCUUCUCCGUCAUCUUCUCGACUGCGUCCUUCCUAUUCCCUAACCUCUCCUCUGAAGACUUCCGCAAGAAUGCAGCUGGCCUGAUUCAACGUGGAGCCGGCGCUGCUGGUGUCAGUCCUGGCGCACUCUCUUGGAUCGACAACCAGUCGCCUACCUUUGAAAUCGACUCCAUUCACUACAGUAACCAGAAGUUGACCAUUCAACCUGUUCAUAAAGGCGAUAUUCAACAAGAAGGCGCCAGCCAACAAGCCGUCGAUGAGGAUUUUUAUCUGUCAAAGGUCUACAGCACAGCAAUGCAGCCCUCUAAAGUCAUGCCCUACUAUUUCAAGGCUGAGGGCGUCUUUGACAAAGAGGAGGUCACUAUUACCACCCUUAUCACCGAGAACAGAUUCGGAGUGUUCAAGAAGCUGGUUCGCAACUACAGGGGUCCCAUCUCGGUAUCGAUCUGGAUCAGGGAUGACGAAUACAAGGAUCAGCACUUCACCGCACUUCACGAGUUGUACGAGUCCGAACCUUUGUUGAGACAAUACGUCGACUUCCAUGUCGUUGUGGAUCGGUUCGAUUUCCAGCUCAACAUGUGGAGAAACGUUGCUCGUCUUUUCGCCAGGACCGACUACUUCAUGUUGCUCGAUGUCGACUUUCAUAUCUGUACCAACCUCCGUCAGCAUUUGAAGGAGAGCCCCCAGGCUCGGGAGUUGCUCCGUCAGGGUGCAGCCUUGGUCUUGCCCGCCUUUGAGUACACCAACGAGGAGGAUGGUGUUGAUUCGGCUACUUUCCCUGUUAUCAAGGCAGAGGUUGAGAAGCAGGUCAAGGACAAGAAGUUGAUUGCCUUCCACGCAGCAAAGUUCGUCCCUGGACAUGGAGCAUCCAACUACCCCAAGUGGUAUGCGACCAACGACAUCUACCAGGUCACUGAGUUCAACUACAAGUAUGAGCCCUAUGUCAUCCUUAAGAAGGAGGGUACUCCUUGGUGCGACGAGCGCUUCGUCGGCUACGGAGCCAACAAAGCCGCCUGCUUGUACGAGAUCUACAUCUCCGGAAUCGACUACUACGUCCUCCCCAACGACUUCCUCAUCCACCAGUCCCACGCCUACCCCGAAUCCAAGCGUUCCGGUGGCCGCAAACUCAACGCAGAACUCUACGCCGCCUUCCGGGAUGAGUUGUGUUUCCGGUACGCCAAAGCAAUGUACUUUGCUAACGAACUCAAUACCCCCAAGGCCCGCAACAUGCGCACCCAGUGCUCGUCCCUCAAGGGCUUUGAUGCCGCCCUCAAGGCCUUCCCUCAGAUGUGGAAGACCCUUCCACCCAGGGAUGCUGCUGCUGGCACCAAGUAA
Linnemannia hyalina is the source of this 1401-nucleotide messenger RNA. The record is from the annotation of a GenBank genome assembly. NCBI's taxonomy places the organism in Eukaryota, Fungi, Mortierellomycota, Mortierellomycetes, Mortierellales, Mortierellaceae.